AUGAAGAACAUACCAGCUGAGAUUUGCUAUAUCGUUUGCUCCUUUCUCGAUGUCACAGACAUCCUUCAUUUUCGACUUGUCAGCAAAUUGUUUGCAGACAUCGGCGCUGCGUACAUGUUGCCUGAUGUUUCCUUCAACUUACACCGCGACGAUCUCAACCGCCUAUCUGCCAUAUCCUUGCAUCCUAUCUUAUCCAAGCAUGUCGAAUCACUGACUUACUUCGCCGAGGCCAUCGACUUGCCUAAAGUCUCGUGGAUCGAGUUUGUGCAGAACCACCAGAGCAAGAUGAGGUGGAAUGGCAUGCUGAGGAGACAGAAUAAUAAGACACCCUCUCAGUUAGCGUCGGAGUACAAAAGGUAUAGUGAGGCCGUCGAUGAGCAGCAGAACCUGAUUAAAGGGGAAUGGGACCUAAGAGUGCUCAAAGAGGUUCUCCCCCGCUUCCCAAAUUUGAAGACCCUGCACAUGUCAACGACUGAACCGUUCUACGAGAUGUGCAAUCAUGGCCAGAUGAAGAGGCCCCUUUCCGAGUUUCUCCGAAAAGGUUACGUAGGCAGCGCUCACCCUGAGGGCAAACGCACGCUUGACACCCUCCUUCUGGCCAACGCUCAUGCCCCAUGCGCAAUAACAGCCCUUCACAUAACGAUGGUAUACUGGAAGUUCUUCAAAAGGAGCGAACGAAAGCUUUCUCGGCUGUUUAAACCAUUUGCCAAUCUCACAACCAUCAGGCUCACCAUCAGCAUUGAGCCCCAAGAUGAGAGGCUACUACACGAUGGACUAUCGCUCGGAAGGUGCCAGCGAGUCUUCGCUAAGGGCGCCUUACGAAAGAUCUUGCGGUGUAUGCCGCAACUACGAUUGUUGCAUCUCGAAAUCCGCAAUUUCGAAUACGAACAGCCGGAAAGGGGGGCGCAACUACACGACAUCAUCGAGCCCGGCUUUCACUGGCCGGACUUGGAAGAGAUAAUCCUUUGCGGCAUCGCCGGGGACAGAGUCGAGUUUAUGGACUUGUUUUUGCGACAUAAAGAUAAACUUCGGACGCUCCGCCUUAGCGAUGUGACCCUUGCCUCGACAUCUUGGCGAAAACUUUUACCUGAUAUAAGAAACAGGCUGCAUCUUGACACGGUAUGCAUCUGCGGCAACAUUUACGGUAUUCGUGAGGACGAAGAUGAUCCACCAGGCCCGUUAGAAGGGAUGCCAGGCCUCGAGGUUUGGAGUUUGUCACCGUCCGACAUGGACGUCGAUGAAAUGCGUGACUCCAUCCAUAUGUAUUGUCGGCAAGGUGGUACGAAUUAUCCUGACGAGCUGCCUCUGUGCGGGACUGUAGUAAAUAAGUACUACAAAGACUACGUAAAGCCUUUCACAGUAGGCGAGAAUGGGCAAGACUUCGAUGACGACGAUUUCCACAUCUGUGAUGGCCUGAGGUUUGGUAUAUGGGGAGAGAACGACGAAUUGUGGGAGGACAUUUCGGAUGAGGAGAUCGAUGAUGACGACGUCGGCGCCACUGACGAUGAGCUGAUGGCGCAACAUACCAUGGAACAUAUCAUAUUCGAUAUGAUGAUGGAGGAAAUGCUUGGUAUGCCUGAGUAUUACGAUGAUGACGCUGGCAUGAAUGCUCUGGGAGCUCCUUUGCCAUUUCUCGAUCCAUUCACCUUUGACUCAGAGGUCCCCAACGUAGAAUCGGAUGAUGAGGUACCGGAUCUCGUUUCUUUUGACUUUUGA
Molecule: messenger RNA, 1716 nt
Organism: Xylaria bambusicola
Lineage: Eukaryota; Fungi; Ascomycota; Sordariomycetes; Xylariales; Xylariaceae
Exons: 2
Coding region: 1-1716 (571 amino acids)
Molecular function (GO): protein binding
Source: RefSeq, a predicted model, not a curated record